UUAAGAGUAAAGUAAAUUAAACCUUUUUUCGAGCUACAGUCAGGAUAGGUCCAGGGUUCCUGGAGUCCUAAUUUCCUGAAACAAAGCUUUGCCAAGCGAAAGUGCAGUGAUAAACUGUCGCUUGCAAAAGUGUACUCAAUUACGCCGCCAAAAUGCGUAUCGAAACGUGUUUCUUCUGUUCCAGCAAGAUCUAUCCCGGACACGGGAUGGUUUUCGUCAGAAAUGACUGCAAGGUGUUUCGAUUUUGCCGAUCCAAAUGCCGGCGUGCCUUCAACAAAAAGAAGAACCCGCGCAAACUACGCUGGACCAAAGCGUAUCGCAAGACGAACGCCAAGGAAUUGACUGUCGAUCCGAGCUUCGAGUUCGAAAAACGACGUAACGUUCCGGUUAAGUACGAUCGUGAGCUAUGGAACAAGACGAUCGAGGCGGUGAAGAAGAUCAACGAAAUCAAACACAGACGCGAAUGCCACUUCGUCAUGGAACGUCUCCGAAAGGCUCGCGAUCACGAAAUUCACCGCGAUAUUGUUGAUGUACAGAAGAAUAUUUCACUCAUCCGCUCGCCUGCAAUCGGUCUGAAGGAGCGCAGGGCAAAGGAAGAAGCCCAAACAUCCGCCCUGCUGAUGGACGUAGAAAAUGCCGAGGAAGAGGAAGAGAUCCAGUACGUCGACGCACGGAAACUCGAAAAGCAACUCGAAGAAUCGGCCCACCUGGAGGAUGAAGAAAUGCUCAGGGCCUAGGGUGUGAUUCGUCUGUUCGCUUGAUAAGGAUUACAGUUUAAGGAAUAACAUUUGUUGUAAAAUGCGUGUCAAAAUAUCG
Molecule: messenger RNA, 816 nt
Organism: Anopheles nili
Lineage: Eukaryota; Metazoa; Arthropoda; Insecta; Diptera; Culicidae
Gene: RpL24-like
Product: probable ribosome biogenesis protein RLP24
Exons: 2
Coding region: 153-737 (194 amino acids)
Biological process (GO): ribosomal large subunit biogenesis
Cellular component (GO): nucleolus
Source: RefSeq, a predicted model, not a curated record